ACAGGCGCACGAUAUGUCUAACUGAGAGUUCGUUUCCCUUUGUUGCCUUCUUAACUCCUUUGCGUGUAUAAUUUUUUUAGUUUUUUGCAGUUAUUUGAUAAGAUUCGGAAAAAAAAUCAUGUCAAAGCGAACUCCAGAGGAAGCAUUCCAUCGCCAGUCCGUUGGUAGCACACUCAAAGAAGAUUUUGACAAGAAAGAUGAACAUCACUUCUCAAACUGGUUGUCUUUCAUGCUGUCUUUGCCUCUCAGGAAAAGAAUGUCCAAAGUUGAUGUCUUUACCCAGUGGUCAGGGCUGGUGGGAUAUGUUCUUGCAGGGUUCCUAGCAGUAUGCUUUCCUGUACAGCUUGCAAUCCCCUUCAACUUACAUCUUGGUCAGUAUGGUAGUGGUUUGAUAAGAGUAAUGGGAAUGCAGCUUUCAAUAAUAGGAUUGUUCUACUGGGUUUUCACCAGAGCAAAGCCUAAGAUCUCAUCUGAAUGCAUUGCCCUUGGAACAACAGUUGAGAGAAUAUUCUACAUUGGAAUUGGUCUAAUUUCCAUAUACAAGCACAAUUUGAUUCCUGCUAUGCUUUUGGUGAGUGUAGCAGCUGUAGACACCACUCUGUCAGUUAUAACUAUUCUCAUCUGGUCUAAAACUUCAAGGAAUGCUUCAUUGAAAAGCUACUUUUGCUCUGUUGGACAACUGAUGUCAUUUAGUUCAAAGUGGAAUUACUCUUCACAUGCAGUUCAAACUCUUGGCUUGCUGCAGUUUGUUGGUGCUAUUUUUUUCCUUGUCUUCCCUAGCACAGCCAGUCAAGUGCUCCAGAUAAACAACCUGGGUCCUCAUGAAAGAGGGCUGUUCCUCGUUGCCAUACUUGCAUCAGGUGCCAUUGGGUUUCUCAACUUAACCUCUGGUGGUGCCGACUGCAAGGCUUACAACAUUGCUGUUGUGGUUUAUUCAGUAUGUUUGUCAAUGCCACUGGUGGGAUUUCUUGGUUUAUUCUUACAUCACAUUCCCGUAGGCUUGGCCUGGUAUCUACUUUGUUUGGAUGGCAUUGGGUUUGUUAUAAUUAACAUAACACUCUGUAUGGACUAGCAAAAGCUGCAAAACUUAUAAAGGCUUCUAAAAGGUGGUUCUUUCCAGCAUUGGAAGAUUGAUAGGCCACUACUUCUUGAAAAGUUGGAGAGGGGGAUGGACAUUUUCAUUCUUAUUGAGUUUACAAAUUCAAUGGAAUUUUAAUAUUAACCCUUCAUAUAUAAUAAAAUAAAUGCCCAUUUUUAAAAAAAUUCUUCUUUUUACCUAUAUAAGAUAUAUUAAAAAGUGAUGAAUAAUUGUUA
This is a messenger RNA of Exaiptasia diaphana, 1314 nucleotides long. RefSeq lists its product as uncharacterized. The record is from RefSeq and is a predicted model, not a curated record. Bases 119 to 1072 code for a protein of 317 amino acids. Lineage: Eukaryota; Metazoa; Cnidaria; Anthozoa; Actiniaria; Aiptasiidae. The transcript is spliced from 2 exons.